Capra hircus (goat) is the source of this 2749-nucleotide messenger RNA. It is a transcript of the gene SH2B2, whose product is annotated as SH2B adaptor protein 2. The record is from RefSeq and is a predicted model, not a curated record. NCBI's taxonomy places the organism in Eukaryota, Metazoa, Chordata, Mammalia, Artiodactyla, Bovidae. The transcript has 10 exons. Gene Ontology annotation, molecular function: transmembrane receptor protein tyrosine kinase adaptor activity. Gene Ontology annotation, biological process: intracellular signal transduction; antigen receptor-mediated signaling pathway. Gene Ontology annotation, cellular component: plasma membrane. The coding region runs from base 1 to 2583 and encodes 860 amino acids.
AUGAGAACCAGACGUCGACUUCCCCCCGUUGCGACAUCUGGGCUUUCUCGAGACUCCCAUUGUCCCCACGCCGGAGGGUCCCGGGUCCCCGCCGGGCGCCCGUCCCCGAAAAGCGUCCACGCCCCAGACACUCCACUUACUCAGGCCACCCAGCCGGCCUCCACCGGCCGCGCUCCCGGGGCCACCAUCCCGGACUCCCCGGGACGCCUCCGCUCGGGGCGGGGGUGGGGGGGACCUCGGCGCCUGGCCCGGAGCCCGCUCCGCGAAGCAGGGCAGCCGCGGACGCUCGCCCCGAAUGGGGCGGCUGCAGGCCAGUUCCUAACCCCCCUGGGCCCCAAGGCUCGGCAGCCCAGCCGCCGCCACCGGAGGCAGCGAGCAGCAGCUGCGGGCGCCGAACAGGCUCCGCGGAGGGCGGGGGCUCGGAGCGCGCAGAGCUCCGCCGCCGAGAGAGACGAGCCGGGGCCGCGCCGGGCCAGCGAGGAGCGCACGAGCCUUCGAGGCUGUGGACUACGGAGGGAGGAGCCGCCGCCAACGCCAGCUCCCGCCUGGAGGGAGCCUGAAUCCGCCGCGGGCCAUGCGCCGCCGGGCCCCGGGAGGCCGGCCGCGGUCCGGGCAGCGCUCAGCCGGCGCCCCGGCCCGCUCGGCCGCAGCUGCGCGCCUGUAGCCUCCGGGGGCUGCGAUGGGACGGGAGCCAUGAAUGGUGCCGCCCCGGUCCCGGUCCCGGUGCCGGUCCCGGACUGGCGGCAGUUCUGCGAGCUGCACGCGCAGGCGGCCGCCGUGGACUUCGCGCACAAGUUCUGCCGCUUCCUGCGGGACAACCCAGCCUACGACACGCCCGACGCCGGCGCCUCCUUCUCCCGCCACUUCGCCGCCAACUUCCUGGACGUGUUCAGCGAGGAGGUGCGCCGCGUGCUGGUGGCCGGGCCGGCGCCGCCGCGAGGGGCGGCUGAGCCCGCGGACGCCAUGGAGCCCGGGCCCGCGGGGCCCCCGGCGCUCAAGGCCGCGCCCUACGGCCACUCGCGCAGCUCGGAGGACGUGUCGGCGACCGCGGCGGCCAAGGCCCGCGUCCGCAAGGGCUUCUCGCUGCGCAACAUGAGCCUGUGCGUGGUGGACGGCGUGCGCGACAUGUGGCACCGGCGCGCCUCCCCCGAGCCCGACGCCGCCCCGCGCGCCGCCGAGCCCCCGGCCGAGCCGCGCGACAAGUGGAUGCGGCGCCUGCGGCUGUCGCGGACGCUGGCAGCCAAGGUGGAGCUGGUGGACAUCCAGCGCGAGGGCGCGCUGCGCUUCAUGGUGGCCGACGACGCGGCCUCGGGCCCCGGGGGCGCCGCCCAGUGGCAGAAGUGUCGCCUGCUCCUGCGCAGGGCCGUGGCGGGCGAGCGCUUCCGCCUGGAGUUCUUCGUGCCGCCCAAGGCCUCCAGGCCCAAAGUCAGCAUCCCCCUGUCGGCCAUCAUCGAGGUCCGUACCACCAUGCCCCUGGAGAUGCCGGAGAAGGACAACACAUUCGUGCUCAAGGUGGAGAAUGGAGCAGAGUACAUCCUGGAGACCAUCGACUCCCUGCAGAAGCACUCGUGGGUGGCUGACAUCCAGGGCUGCGUAGACCCCGGGGACAGCGAGGAAGACGCGGAGCCGUCCUGUGCCCGGGGAGGCUGUCUGGCCAGCCGCGUGGCCUCCUGCAGCUGUGAGCUUCUGACGGAGGCAGUGGACCUGCCCCGGCCCCCAGAGACAACGGCAGCCGUGGUGACAGCCCCACACAGCCGCGCUCGAGAGGCCGUCGGCGAAUCCCUGGUCCACGUCCCGCUGGAGACCUUCCUGGAUACCCUGGAGUCCCCAGGCGGCGGCGGCAGCAACAACACAGCAGAGGAGGCAGCAGAGCCAGAGGCCCAGGCCGAGGCUGAGCUGGAGCUCUCCGACUACCCCUGGUUCCAUGGGACGCUGUCGCGGGUCAAGGCGGCUCAGCUGGUGCUGGCGGGCGGGCCCCGGAACCAUGGCCUCUUCGUGAUCCGCCAGAGUGAGACCCGGCCCGGGGAGUAUGUGCUGACCUUCAACUUCCAGGGCAAGGCCAAGCACCUGCGCCUGUCCUUGAACGGCCACGGGCAGUGCCACGUGCAGCACCUGUGGUUCCAGUCUGUGCUCGACAUGCUCCGCCACUUCCACACCCACCCCAUCCCGCUGGAGUCCGGGGGCUCUGCCGACAUCACCCUACGCAGUUAUGUGCGGGCCCAGGGCCCCCCACCCGACCUGGGACCCUCGCCCAGUGCCGCGCCCCCGCCGCCCGCCUGCUGGAGCGAGCCGGCCGGCCAGCACUACUUCUCCAGCCUCGCCGCGGCUGCCUGCCCUCCCGCCUCGCCCUCGGAGGCCGGCGGCGCCUCGUCCUCGUCCGCCUCGUCGUCUUCGGCCGCGUCGGUGCCCGGCGCCCCUCGCCCCCCCGCCGAGGGCCCGCUGAGCGCCCGCAGCCGCAGCAACAGCGCCGAGCGCCUGCUGGAGGCGGCGGGCGGGGGAGCUGAAGAGCCCCCCGAGGCCGGGCCAGGCGAGGGCGCCCGGGGCCACACUCGCGCCGUGGAGAACCAGUACUCCUUCUACUAGGCGGGCGCGCCGGCGCCAAGGCCCUGGGGCCACCGGACCCGCCCCCGGCCGCGGGCGUCCAAAGCCGGACCCUGCCGGCCCCCCGCCCCGCCCGGCGCCGGGUGGGAAAAGCGAAGCUCUUCAGUGAAGACAUAAUGUUAUUAAAGAGCCUGUUUUAGGGACUGCA